Messenger RNA from Didymodactylos carnosus, 300 nucleotides. The record is from the annotation of a GenBank genome assembly. NCBI's taxonomy places the organism in Eukaryota, Metazoa, Rotifera, Eurotatoria, Philodinida, Philodinidae.
AUGAUUUCUACCAAGCAACCAGACGCUGUCGUUAUUGAUUCUCUAUCACAGCCAUUUAAUCCACUAGAAGCAUUAACAGCGAUCACACAACAAUUGAUUUCAUCUGUCUCUGUAUCGUCACAUGUUCCAUCCUCACGACAUCAAAUUUCAACAAAUUCAUAUUCGAAAUCAACAAAAGAUGCGUCACCACCACCAGCAGAACUAUUUCUCGCACCGUUACCAAUGAUAUCACAUACGUCCCAAUUCCAUGCAAAAACGUUGAAAAAUGAUAUCUCUGAGCGUUGUUUAAUUGUUAAUUAG